Messenger RNA from Falco peregrinus (peregrine falcon), 632 nucleotides. It is a transcript of the gene LAMTOR2, whose product is annotated as late endosomal/lysosomal adaptor, MAPK and MTOR activator 2. Lineage: Eukaryota; Metazoa; Chordata; Aves; Falconiformes; Falconidae. Gene Ontology annotation, molecular function: molecular adaptor activity; guanyl-nucleotide exchange factor activity. The coding region runs from base 59 to 436 and encodes 125 amino acids. Gene Ontology annotation, biological process: cellular response to amino acid stimulus; positive regulation of TOR signaling. Gene Ontology annotation, cellular component: Ragulator complex. The record is from RefSeq and is a predicted model, not a curated record. The transcript has 4 exons.
GGGCGGGCGGGGACUACACGUCCCGGCAUGCCCCGCGCGGCCCCCGCCCCCCGCCGCCAUGCUGCGCCCCAAGGCCCUCACGCAGGUGCUGAGCCAGGCCAACACCGGCGGGGUCCAGAGCACCCUGCUCCUGAACAAUGAGGGGUCCUUGCUCGCCUACUCGGGCUACGGGGACACCGAUGCCAGGGUCACCGCAGCCAUCGCCAGCAACAUCUGGGUGGCCUACGACAAGAACGGCCACCAGGCAUUCAAUGAGGACAACCUCAAGUUCAUCCUCAUGGACUGCAUGGAGGGACGUGUGGCCAUCACGCGGGUGGCCAACCUGCUGCUCUGCAUGUACGCCAAGGAGACGGUGGGAUUUGGGAUGCUGAAGGCCAAGGCACAGGCGCUGGUCCAGUACCUGGAGGAGCCGCUCACGCAAGUGGCCGCAUCCUGAGCACGGCGCUUCAGGGGCUUGGAGGUGCAAAGGCUGUUUGCUUCCAUGCCCUCACUGGUGGUGCUGGGGGGUGGUGCUGAGCAGCCUCACGGGCAUCCCGGAGCUUGGUCCUGCUUUGGUGUGGCCUUGAUAAAAAUCAAGUGGAGGGAGUAUAAGAGAUGCAGGGGCGGGGGAAUAAAAAUGCGUGUGAUGGUUC